Messenger RNA from Verticillium dahliae VdLs.17, 838 nucleotides. RefSeq lists its product as uncharacterized. The transcript has a single exon. The record is from RefSeq and is a predicted model, not a curated record. The coding region runs from base 386 to 838 and encodes 150 amino acids. NCBI's taxonomy places the organism in Eukaryota, Fungi, Ascomycota, Sordariomycetes, Glomerellales, Plectosphaerellaceae.
AGCAGUCAGCCGCCACACCGCCAGCCAGCCAGCCAGCCAGCCAGCCUCUGUUCAGCAUCGUUGCUUAACAGUACUAAUCGCAGCAAUUUUGACGACGUCUACGAAUCCUUUUGCUUCCCAUUGCGCGUUGCCGUGGUGCUGACUCAGGACGGGGUGUCCGUGGCUUUGUUCUUGUACGGCAUAUUCAGCUGGAUCUUACAUGCCUCACCAACUCGCCCAUGUGAAUCGCAGGCGAGUUGGGUGGCAUCAUGUGUCAAAACAGCUGUCUGGUGAAGUACAACAGCAUGGUGGACAGCCCUGUAAACGAAGCAGCAGAGGAAAAGGAGCAGGAAAACAGAGCCCGGCCUUGACUCCUCUCAUUGCGUCCAACUUGUAGAGCAUCGCCAUGUCAGCUCCAGACCACAUCGCCAUCUCCCUGACAUCCCCUCUCGAGAGGGACACAAUGUUGACCCUGGCAACACGCUCCAUUACCUUUCUCUCGAUCAACAACCCACAAGUCCGCCUCAAGGCCAUCGAGGCAAUCUUCACCCCCGACACUGUCUGGUUUGACUCGGAUGGCAGUGCGCACCACGGACACGACGGCGUGCUUGCGCACUCGACCAUCGUGAUGGACCAGCAGGAUGGCACCGUCCACAGCCCCGCAGAAGACGUCAAAGUGUGCCAGAACAUGGCGACGUCGCGCUGGAGGGUCGUGCCAGAAGGGACCGAGGGGGAUCCCGGGCAGGCACCGUCUCAACUGGGUGGCAAUGUCAUUGUUGUGGAGGGCGCAAAGAUCAAGGUCUUGUGGUCGUAUCUCGACAAUUUCCAGCCACCGCUGAGGCCGUCGCCUGAAGGCUAG